ACCACAGUACGCCUUUUUUGAGGUUAUGUAAAUGUCAAAGCCACUGAUAUUGUAGGGGCGAACUAAAAGUUUCGUAAAUAAAUGCUAUAUCUACUGUAAAUACUAUAAUUUUGUGAGAACAAUAAUGUUGCAAGGAAGCCUAAGAUUCAACGCAUUGAAAAUCUGCCCUUCACUUUUGAGAUUCAGAUCAUCUUUAGUCCAACCAUCACCAGAACCUACUCCUGAUGGAAACGUAGUGCAAAUUGGGAAUUCUUCUAAAAAUCCUUUAAACCAUCCAGAUUACUUUCAAGUGCAUAAUUUAUUCACAGUCAAGGAUUUAUUUGAGGCUCGAGUACAUUAUGGACACAAAGAAGGAUCACUCAAUGAUCACAUGAGGCCGUAUAUUUAUGGAUCAAGACUUGGCCACCUAAUAUUUGACUUGGAUAUUACAGCAGAGCAUCUACGCAGAGCUCUCAACUUUGCAGCUCAUAUUGCAUACAGAGGUGGUAUUAUAUGUUUCUUCAAUAGGAAUGCAUUGAAUUCACAUUUGGUGGAGAGAACAGCACUAGAAUGUGGGGAGUAUGCACAUACAAGAUUCUGGAGAGGUGGUAUCUUCACAAAUGCAAAUCAUCAAUUUGGGGCAGUUACCAGGCUGCCAGAUCUAUGCAUUUUCCUAAAUAUACAUAAUAACAUAUUGAAUCAACAUACAGCUGUUAGAGAUAGUGCAAAAAUGUUAAUACCUACCAUUGGAAUUGUUGACACAAAUUCUAACCCUAACCUAAUCACUUACCCUGUACCUGGUAAUGAUGACACCCCAAUUGCUAUAGAACUCUAUUGUAAAUUAUUUAAGGAAGCUAUUUUAAGGGGUAAAGCAGAGAGAAUGAAAUUUUUACAAGAAACAAAUCAAUAAAAUAUUGUAGUAAUGGAAGACUUUUAAUAGAAAUAAAGAGAUUACAUAAUUAUUA
This is a messenger RNA of Ostrinia furnacalis (Asian corn borer), 944 nucleotides long. It is a transcript of the gene mRpS2, whose product is annotated as mitochondrial ribosomal protein S2. Gene Ontology annotation, biological process: translation. The coding region runs from base 125 to 889 and encodes 254 amino acids. Gene Ontology annotation, cellular component: mitochondrial small ribosomal subunit; ribosome. Lineage: Eukaryota; Metazoa; Arthropoda; Insecta; Lepidoptera; Crambidae. The transcript has 3 exons. The record is from RefSeq and is a predicted model, not a curated record. Gene Ontology annotation, molecular function: structural constituent of ribosome.